CGCGGGCGCAGGAGGCCGUUGGUGGCGCGGGGCCGGGGCCGGGGCCGGGGCGGCGAUGGCGCAGCAGGGGGCGGCGCUGCAGAGCUACAACAACGAGCUGGUCAAGUGCAUCGAGGAGCUGUGCGCGCGGCGGGACGAGCUGGGCCGGCAGAUCGCGCGCGAGGAGGAGGAGAAGGGCAAGCUGCAGAGCGACAUCCGGCUGCUGACCGAGCGCCUGGCCCGCCUCAACGAGGGGCUGGCCCGCAAGAUGGCCACGCGCAACGAGUUCGAGCGCACCAUCGCCGAGACCGAGGCGGCCUACGGCAAGAUCCUGGAAAGUUCCCAGACACUGCUAAAUGUCCUAAAGAAGGAAGCGGGGAAUCUGAGCAGAGCCACAGAGCCAAAAGGCAGUGUUGUAAAAGAGAGCUGAGCACAUGGACUCACACAUUCCUAAAGUCUCUCUCUUCUUGGACUGAGAGGAGCUGCUAUCAUUUUGGUAUAUGUAGAGGAAACAAUGUCCAGUAAAAUCUUCAUUUUGCACAA
Messenger RNA from Alligator mississippiensis (American alligator), 522 nucleotides. RefSeq names its product SS nuclear autoantigen 1 (gene SSNA1). Lineage: Eukaryota; Metazoa; Chordata; Crocodylia; Alligatoridae. The transcript has 3 exons. Gene Ontology annotation, cellular component: centrosome; ciliary basal body. The coding region runs from base 56 to 409 and encodes 117 amino acids. The record is from RefSeq and is a predicted model, not a curated record.